Molecule: messenger RNA, 3972 nt
Organism: Bombyx mandarina (wild silkworm)
Lineage: Eukaryota; Metazoa; Arthropoda; Insecta; Lepidoptera; Bombycidae
Source: RefSeq, a predicted model, not a curated record
GUGAGUGUGCGCCAGCGCAAACACGCAUCGGUCUUCCGUCAGCAUUCAGUGCAGCUACAACACUGGCCGCGUACGAACUUAGGACGAUAACUUCAUAUUAGAGUGAACUGUGAACUCGUUUGUGGCUUGUGUCUGUGAAUUUAAGUUCGACGUUCUGGCAGUAGCGUUCGCAGUGUAGAUUUUCUGAUCCGUGGGCGCUUCUUGGUGAUAAAGCUGUUUUCAUAGAGAUACAUUUUCAAGAAAAAAGAAGAUUUCCUGUUAUUUUAUUGGGGGCCGAGCCCGGAUAAUGCGGUUAUCGCACAAAAUGCGACAGCAUCAAAAGCGUGCUCUAUUCUGAAACAGCGCGAAUAAAAACAACAGAGCCACUAUGGAUCGUCGACUAAUUGCUCUUUUGGCGGUGGCCGCCCAUUUAAGUUGUAUGACACCAGUACGAGCACAAGGAAAUCUCCUCACUCAGACUGUCUAUGGAUUCUUGGACUUCACGACAACCAUUGGCAAUACCGUAAUGGUGUUCUCGCCACAGUCAGCGCCUCCGCCAGAACCGCCCAAGACUGAAAAGUCAGUUCAAGAAAACAUCAUCGAAACGAAACCUCCACCGCCAUCAGUUACAAAUGUCAACCCGGAAGCCAUCAAACCUAGUAAACUGUCAGACAAAAACAAAACCAAUAAGCCGGCUCCACCAGCUGUUGUGUCAAGUGCAGUAAACGUGGUCUCUUCAUCUCCUAAAAAAGAGGAAAAGAAAGGAAACACUCCAAAGUCAACAAUUAAAGAACAAAGCCAAGUCAUCACAAAAGUCGAAGUAGUAGCAGGACCUUCAAAAAUAGUAGAAAGUAGUUCACUAAAACAAAAAUCAAAUAAACAGAACUCUCAAUCUAGUAACAAGAAUAAAAAGAACGAAAUUAAGAGCGUUACAAACAUCGUGAGCAGUAAAGUUGAAGUAAAACAAGGCACGCCACCGUCGAUAAUAAGCUCCAAAAUCAAUAGCGUUGUUCAAGUAAAAUCGAGUCAGUCUGACGAAGAACCAGCUAUAUUAAUCUCGAACAAUAAUUUAGGCGAACCGGAAUACGAUUUCUUGUCGCGACAACCCUCUGAAUUUGUUGAAGAAACAUACAAAGUAAUUAACAUCAGACCCUCUAAAACUCAUGGAUCGAAGCCAAAGCACGCUCAUAAGAAUAGAGCCCACCAGCCUAGCCCUCCUUCGGAUGACGACGAACACCCUCUCGGCCUUGUAACUACUUUAGGCGGUACCAUCGUCAAAGAUGGACUUACAACGAUCCAUGAAACAAGUGUCAUAGGAACAUACAUUUCUGGAAAAUAUGCACAAGUUUUAAACAGUAACUCUAAAAUUAUACAGCCGGCCGGUCAUAGAGCCAAAAUAUCUCCCUCUCCCACACACAGAAUCCUUAAAACAGCCGCACCAGCUAUUUCUAAAAAUCACAGACACAACUUGGAACCGACUCCUUCUAUUGCUGAUGACGAUAGUAGCUUUGGUAAAACCUCACGCAGACAAACAAUAAGUGGCAGCUCAUUUAAAAAUCGACACCGAUCCCAAAACUUUGCUGAAAACGAUAAUCACGACAACAGUCCUGCUAAUCAAAGCAAAAAAUUCAAAAACCGAAAUGCCCAAAGGACUCCCAGUACUCGUUUUGGCCGUCCGGCAAACACAGCUCAACUGGCAACUGUGUCUGUUUUCAGUGAAACAGCGACACCGUCAUUCUCUAAUAGAAGAAAGAGCAGUCGAAAUUCAGGUCACAAAUCUGUGGUGACUCCCGCCAACAACAACGAGAAUCAGUCUCGGCGAGGAUUCAAACCUCGAGCUCAGCCAUCUCCAGUCGAACAAGUGACUCCAGCACCAUCAACAAGUCUUUAUAAAUUUAAACUGAACCGAACUCCGGGUUCAGGACGAUGGCAGUACAAAACUAGUCCUAAACCUAAAGUAACCAUCCGUAAGGCCACUAGUGAGGAGGAGCUGCAACAAACGACCCCUAAUAACAACCCUCUUCUGGAUGAUACGCAAUUAAACGAUAUUUCUCCUCAAGCAAGAUCAGAUAACGAUCUUGAGCUCUCUGGAUCUCAAAGUGGUCCAGGCACGCUACUUGACAAUGACACUGAGGACAAUUCAAUUGAAAAACUGCCACCAGUUGAAACACUAAAAGUCGAAAUUUCCACACCUGCCGACUUCAGUGACGUGUAUUACGAAAUUGCAACAAUUAAAUCGCCCUAUACUUUCCAGGUUGGACGUGUUAAAAAUACUCGUGUCAUAACAGUAACCUCAACAAUAGAAAAACGUUUAGAACCAACAGUAGCUCCAUCGCAAAUUUCUCUCAACGAGCCUUUGACAGAAAACAUAUUGGCGACCGCAUCUCCCUAUGGCAAAGAUCACAAUUUAGAUUCAAGCAUCGCUACUCUACCAGCUAUAACGCUGCCUUCUGACAUGGAAACCCCGCCACUUGAAACUAUUACUGAAACAUUCAGUACAACGCAAAACAUGCUUAAAACUCACAUUCUACCCGUAGUAAGAGACGUCAACAUGACAAGUAGCUUGACUUUUAUUCAAACAUACCAAAUCACAAGAUUCGUUACGGCAACGAAAACUUUACCACCAAUGGAUUACUUCCAAUUCAUACCCAGCAAAACAUUAAAGGAAUUCAACAGCCGACUGGACGAAGCAGGUUCAGAAUUACAUUUGGAACUAGAUUUUGGAGAUAGCACCGAAGACGAAGAUGGUGUUCCUCGACGAGUCUUCCCACCAGAAUUGGAUCUCGCUAAUAUUGGCUCUGAUUUCGAUUUAACCGAAAUAGACAAAUACGGAGCGGACAACCAUUUAAGGCUCAAAAAAGCACACGGACAAAACAAAGCAAACCAUGUAACGGAAGCACCAAACGUGCCGACUCCCGCUUUAACUCCCGAACAAGCGCAACAAUUGGCUCUGCUUAGACUCCUCAAUCCAGCCGCUGCAGCUCAAAUACCUAACGUCGUUACGACUUCGAAACCUAUUUUCAAAUACGAAACCAUUUAUGAAUCGCAUGUCAUUCCAUUCUUCGACGGAAGAAAUACAGUGCAAAGCACCAUUUCACGACCCAUUGCAACUGUCACGAAAACAGAGUACGAAAUAGGAACGAGUAGUUUGCCUGCUUUGCCUCUGCAACCGAUCAAUCCUUUGUUCCCUCAACAACAGUUUACUCUAAUUUCGACACCGGUCGUCAUGAACACCGAAGUAAUAGCAACUGAUAGUCAAAUUCUAAAAUUAACUUUCGGUGCGAAAACCGUGUACACGACAUUGUUCACGACCAAAGUCGUACCGACCGUGCUUACUUCCUACGUAACCUCAUCGAUACCUGUACAAGCCUCGGCGGGCUACCCGGGAUACUUCCCGCCACCCUUCGCACCUUACCCAUAUGUAGGUUAAGUGACCGUUCAAAUCUAGUUAAAUAUGUGGGUGGACGUUAAAUAAAUCACGGACGAAAACAAGUGCAGUGAUGAUGAAAAUACCGUAAGUUUUGCUGAAGAAACGAAACUUUAAAAUGUGAGUGUGUUGUAGCAGUGCACGUGAUAAACUAUACGCGAGCGAGUGAACAGUAAACAGUGCAAAAGCAGCAAAACUACGGGAUUUAUAGCUUUUGUGGGCACAUGAACGCUGUGAAGUAGAGCUUCUUUAUAAAGUUUUUCGAAAUCGCGACUCCCAUAUUAUAGGUGCUUUAAAAUAUGUUUGUUAAUAAAUACAUAUAUUCUAAUUCAUUUUAUACUGUACAUUAGUAUUAUAAUGGAUACUUUGUAAAUAAACAUUCUUAUUUAUCUUAUUAGGGUAUUUACUGUAAAUAGAUUUACUGUAGAUAGCAUGUUAAAAUUUUAUAUUUUUGUACCCAAUGUACCUAACUACUCACCUAUUUUUUUACUUUUGUACGAGUAUCGCUUAAAUAAAUGGGUUUUAAGUUAGAAACUUUAUGUCAAAUUUUAAGUAAAUAAAGUGUA